ACGAAAUAACUGCAAUCAUGAUUAAGUUGUUGGUUCUUGCAUCGCUGCUCGUGUCAGCAUAUGCUGCUAAAUCGUACAGUGGAUAUCAGGUGCUCCGUAUCACCCCUCAAAGUGAAGAUGACCUGACUGUACUCUCCAUGAUUGAGAAGUCUAUCAGUGAUAUGGUGGACUUCUGGAAAACCCCACGUUCAGUUGGAAUCCCCGUUGAUAUCAUGGUAUCGUCGGAGUAUCGUGAGGUUAUUACUCGCUUUAUACAGACACGCGGUCUCCAAGUCGAAGUCAUGAUCGACGAUGUCGAAAAAUUAUCCGAGCAACAGAAAUUGAGAGAGUCACCCUCCACCGCUAAUUUCGACUUCGCCAGCUACCACGAACUGUCUGAAAUCAAUGAUUGGAUGACGAGUUUCGCUGCUUCCAAUUCCAUUCUGGUUUCCCUGGAGAACCUGGCAACAUCUUAUGAAGGACGUACAAUUAGGGCUCUAAAGGUAGGUGCUCCUACAGGCUCUACUAAACCAGUGAUCUGGCUUGAGGGCGGUAUUCAUUCUCGUGAAUGGGUUUCCCCUGCUGCUAUGAUGUAUAUGACAAACAUGCUUGUCGAGGGCUAUGGCAACGAUGCUGACAUCACAAGCAUGUUGGAUGAUUUCGAUUUCUAUAUGAUCAUCAACUACAAUCCUGAUGGUUACGAAUACACCUGGACCAACGAUCGUAUGUGGAGAAAGACCCGAAGUAACAACAUUGGACGUUUGUGUGAUGGAGUAGACCCCAACAGAAACUGGGAUUUCCAGUGGGGAAACGCUGGUACCAACCCCUGUGCCGACGAUUAUCAGGGUUCUAACGCACAUUCUGAGCGGGAGGUUAAAGAGGUUACCGACUUCAUCCUCGGUCUCAACGAUGUCAGGGUAUUCAUUGAUUUCCAUGCUUACAGUCAGAUGUGGUUGACGCCAUGGGGAUAUACCUAUCGUCUACCUAGCGACUACACUGAACAGUACACAGUAGCUCGUGAUGCUGUUAAUGCACUCAAUGCAGUAUAUGGAACGGACUAUGUCUAUGGUAGCAUCGCAAAUACCAUAUACCCAGCAUCAGGAUCGAGUGUUGAUUGGGCGUAUGGAGUAGCUGGUAUCAAACACUCGUAUGCUGUCGAGCUCCGAGAUACCGGUCGCUACGGUUUCCUUCUUCCCGCUAACCAGAUCAUUCCUACCGCCAUCGAAACAUUUGAAGCUGUCAAAGUCAUCGUUAAGGCCGUCACUUACUAAACUGACAUCUUACCCACGGGAAGGAAUAAACAAUCCCUGCAACCGUGGUAGCACCCAUACAUUCCAAAGAAACAAUAACUGUAACCAAACAUUAACAGGAUUCUAGCAACUGAAUUAUCCGUUAAAAAAUCUUCUGUAAAAUUAAUCAUUGGAUAAAAAAAUCGUCUGACGGUGCAUGCACCCAAGGUCAUAACAGUCGUAUUUCAUGAUGCUGGACUUAUGUUUAGUAAAAUUUUAGUAAAAUGAAUAUUAUGAUUUUUCUUAGUGGUUGAUGUGGGCCAGUGGGGGUAUCUUGUACUUCAGUUAUUUCUUAAAAUAAAGAUGAUUGUUAAAAAUUUA
This is a messenger RNA of Lytechinus pictus (painted urchin), 1589 nucleotides long. RefSeq names its product carboxypeptidase B-like. The transcript has 10 exons. Gene Ontology annotation, biological process: proteolysis. NCBI's taxonomy places the organism in Eukaryota, Metazoa, Echinodermata, Echinoidea, Temnopleuroida, Toxopneustidae. Gene Ontology annotation, molecular function: metallocarboxypeptidase activity; zinc ion binding. The record is from RefSeq and is a predicted model, not a curated record. Bases 18 to 1250 code for a protein of 410 amino acids.